GCAGCAGCAGAGCAACCAAGGAGGAAGACAGAAAAUGAGCAACAACGCAGGGAAGCUCGUGUGUGUCACUGGUGCUUCUGGUUAUAUUGCUUCAUGGCUCGUCAAGUUCCUUCUCAAUCGUGGUUACACUGUCAAGGCCACUGUUCGCGACCCUAAUGAUCCCAAAAAGGUAGAACACUUGGUCAAACUUGAUGGUGCGAAGGAGAGAUUGCACUUGGUUAAAGCAAACCUCCUGGAUGAAGGUUCCUUUGAUCCUGUUGUUGAGGGGUGUGAGGGGGUCUUUCAUACUGCGUCUCCCUUUUAUCAUGAUGUCAAAGAUCCACAGACUGAACUGCUUGAUCCGGCAGUGAAGGGAACUCUCAAUGUUCUGAAGUCAUGUGCUAAAUUUCCAUCUGUGAAAAGAGUUGUUUUAACUUCUUCCGUUGCCGCAGUUGCAUAUAAUGGAAAGCCAAGAACUCCUGAAGUUGUUGUUGAUGAGACAUGGUUUUCAGAUCCAGACUUUUGUAGGGAAGCUCAGCUGUGGUACACAGUUUCAAAGACUUUGGCUGAAGAUGCUGCUUGGAAAUUUGUAAAGGAGAACAACAUUGACAUGGUUACCAUCAAUCCAGCAAUGGUGAUAGGACCUCUCUUGCAACCAACUCUUAACACUAGUGCUGCUGCAGUUUUGAAUAUAAUAAAUGGUGCCCAGACAUUUCCAAAUAUGACUUUUGGAUGGAUCAAUGUGAAAGAUGUUGCAAAUGCCCAUAUUCAAGCACUUGAAAUUCCUUCUGCUAGCGGAAGAUAUUGUUUGGUUGAGAGAGUGGCACACUAUUCAGAGGUUGUGAAGAUUUUACGUGAGCUGUACCUGACAUUGCAACUUCCUGAAAAGUGUGCGGAUGAUAAGCCGUUCAUGCCGACAUACCAGGUUUCUAAAGAAAAGGCUAAAACACUGGGAAUUGAAUUUGUUCCGUUGGAGAAAAUGAGCAACAACGCAGGGAAGCUCGUGUGUGUCACUGGUGCUUCUGGUUAUAUUGCUUCAUGGCUCGUCAAGUUCCUUCUCAAUCGUGGUUACACUGUCAAGGCCACUGUGCGCGACCCUAAUGAUCCCAAAAAGGUAGAACACUUGGUCAAACUUGAUGGUGCGAAGGAGAGAUUGCACUUGGUUAAAGCAAAUCUCCUGGAUGAAGGUUCCUUUGACCCUGUUGUUGAGGGGUGUGAGGGGGUCUUUCAUACUGCGUCUCCCUUUUAUCAUGAUGUCAAAGAUCCACAGGCUGAACUGCUUGAUCCGGCAGUGAAGGGAACUCUCAAUGUUCUGAAGUCAUGUGCUAAAUUUCCAUCUGUGAAAAGAGUUGUUUUAACUUCUUCCGUGGCUGCAGUUGCAUAUAACGGAAAGCCAAGAACUCCUGAAGUUGUUGUCGAUGAGACAUGGUUUUCAGAUCCAGACUUUUGUAGGGAAGCUAAGCUGUGGUACAUAGUUUCAAAGACUUUGGCUGAAGAUGCUGCUUGGAAAUUUGUAAAGGAGAACAACAUUGACAUGGUUACCAUCAAUCCAGCAAUGGUGAUAGGACCUCUCUUGCAACCAACUCUUAACACUAGUGCUGCUGCAGUUUUGAAUAUAAUAAAUGGUGCACAGACAUUUCUAAAUAUGACUUUUGGAUGGAUCAAUGUGAAAGAUGUUGCAAAUGCCCAUAUUCAAGCAUUCGAAAUUCCUUCUGCUAGCGGAAGAUAUUGUUUGGUUGAGAGAGUGGCCCACUACUCAGAGGUUGUGAAGAUUUUACGUGAGCUGUACCCCACAUUGCAACUUCCUGAAAAGUGUGCGGAUGAUAAGCCGUUCGUGCCGACAUACCAGGUUUCUAAAGAAAAGGCUAAAACACUGGGAAUUGAAUUUGUUCCGUUGGAAGUGAGUCUCAAGGAGACUGUGGAAAGCUUGAAGGAGAAGAAAUUUGUCAACUUUUAAUUUUGUAAUCCCUAUUUUAAGAGUAAAUGUUGGUUGGUUAGCUCAAGCGUGCUUUGAGUUGUAUCUGUGGAUUUGAAAAACUCUGAUCUUUUGUAAUACAAUAAACGGUGCUUUAUAGGACACUGAGAGGGGUACAAUGCUUGUGUUAGGUAGGAGCUAUUUUGAAAGACCUUUGGUUUGUCUGCGUGCUGGUUAUAAAUCAGUAUUUUGAAUGUUGGCAUUUUUAGGUAAAAUUAAUCUAAUGUUUUUACAGGUU
Molecule: messenger RNA, 2192 nt
Organism: Neltuma alba
Lineage: Eukaryota; Viridiplantae; Streptophyta; Magnoliopsida; Fabales; Fabaceae
Product: cinnamoyl-CoA reductase 1-like
Exons: 12
Coding region: 35-1936 (633 amino acids)
Molecular function (GO): oxidoreductase activity, acting on the CH-OH group of donors, NAD or NADP as acceptor
Source: RefSeq, a predicted model, not a curated record